GUCCCCGCCCGGCAGCAGGGGAAGCGGCAACAGGUCCCCGCGGGCACCCCGGGCCUCGCUCGCGCGCCUCCAGCGCCGGCGCUUUCCGGGCCCGCCGCGCCCCGGGUGCUGGCCGGCGCGCGGGGCAGCGGGGCCGCUCCUCCGGAAGCCGUCCCGGGGGUCCCCGAAGCGGCUCAUAAAUCAUUCAUGAGCCGAACCGAGUGGGGCGAACGCCGCUGCAAGGAAGGGCGGGCAGGGACGGGGGCCGAAACGGGAGCUGGACCCGGCGCACGGGAUGGUGCCUUGAGCCACGGACCAGACCCGGACCCACAGAAGGCUCUCCGACGCCUCUCGCUGCAUGCCAACCCGGCCAGGAAAGGGAGUGGACUCCACAUACCCACCCAGCGCUUGUCGCCGAGCCUCUUCAGCGCGGGAACGCACGCUUGUGUCUCACCCAAGGCUUUCAGAACCUCUGAGGCCGGAGGCGCCCAGCUCUACCUCAUGCGCGGGGGACCUUGCUAGCCAUGGCCCUCGUCCUCGGCUUCCUGCUGCUGCUGGAGCUGUGCUGGGAUACCUCUGCCCUGGGGCUGCUGUCAUCCACAGAGGGUUCUGAUGUGUUGGAGUUUGAAUUGCCUGCCACGAACUAUGAGACCAAAGACACUUACAAAGCUGGGCCCAUUGGCGUUCUCUUUCAGAUGGUGCACGUCUUCCUUGGCGUGGUGCAGCCCAAUGCUUUCCCUGAAGAUAUUUUAAGAAAAAUUCUACAAAAGAAGUUUGACUUCUCAACUGAGUAUGAGAAGCCAGAAAAUGUAGUCUUGACUCUGAAGAUUAUCUACUAUGAAAUCGGGAUUAUCAUUUGUGCUGUCCUGGGACUGCUCUUCAUUUUUCUGAUGCCUCUGGUGGGGUUUUGCUUUGGUGUGUGCCGUUGCUGUAACAAGUGUGGUGGAGAAAUGCAUCAGCGACAGAAGAAAAAUGGGACCUUCCUGAGGAAAUACUUUACAAUCACCCUCCUGGUGAUUUGCAUAUUCAUAAGCGUGGGUAUCAUCUAUGGCUUUGUGGCAAACCACCACCUGAGGACCCAGAUCGAAAAGACUCGGAAACUGGCAGACAGCAAUUUCAAAGACUUGAGAACCCUCCUGAACGGAACGCCAGCGCAAAUCAACUAUGUACUGAGCCAGUACGCAGCCACGAAGAAAAAGGCAUUCUCAGAUCUGGAUAAUAUUAAGUCAUUGCUGGGAGGCGGAAUUCACGAACAGCUAAGACCUAAAGUGAUGCCCGUGCUUGAUAACAUCAAGGCCAUGGCCGAAGCAAUCAAAGAGACCAAAGAAGCCUUGGUGAACUUGAACAACACCUUGAAGGAGCUGAAGGAGUCAACUUCACGACUUAACACCAGCCUCAGUGAUGUGAGAAGGAACGUGGAGCAAUCGCUUGGUGACCCCAUGUGCGCUGUGCCGCCAGUGGCCACCACUUGCAACAACAUCCGAGUAUCUCUCGGCCAGCUGGAUGACAAUACCGACUUGGGUCAGCUCCCAUCUUUGGAUCAGCAAAUUGAUAAUAUUAAUGAUGUUCUUCGAACAGAUUUGUCCAGCCUGGUCCAAGAGGGCUAUAAAUCCUUCAACGAUAUUCCUGAGAUGGUGCAAAAUCAAACCACAAACAUCAUAUCAGAUAUCAAAAGGACCUUGAAUUCCGUUGGUUCAGAUAUUGAAAACAUAGGCCAACAGAUUCCGAUUCAGGAUAAGCUGUCCAAUUUCAUGGGUUACAUUAAUGACACUGAAACUUACAUCCACCGAAAUUUACCCACGUUGGAGGAGUAUGAUUCGUACAGGUGGCUGGGUGGCCUGGUUGUCUGCUGUGUGCUGACCCUCGUGGUGGUGUUUUAUUACCUGGGCUUGAUGUGUGGCACGUGUGGCUAUGACCGGCACGCCACCCCGACCAGACGAGGCUGUGUCUCGAACACCGGGGGCGUCUUCCUCAUGGUUGGGGUUGGAGUCAGCUUCCUCUUUUGUUGGGUACUGAUGACCAUCGUGGUUCUCACGUUCGUCGUCGGGGGAAACGUGGAGAAACUGGUCUGCGAGCCUUACCAAAACAGGAGGCUCUUCCAGAUUUUGGACACACCAUAUUUACUAAAUGAGAAUUGGAAAUACUAUCUCUCUGGCAUGGUGUUUAACAACCCGGAUAUUAAUCUCACUUUUGAACAAGUUUACAGCGACUGCAAAGAAAAUAAGGGCAUCUACACCACACUUAAGCUAGAGAACAGCUACAAUAUCAGUGAGCGUCUCAACAUUCAGGAGCAUGCUGAAAACAUAAACAAUGAAUUUCAAAAUCUGAAUGUCAGCGUUGGCAAUAUCGUGCUGCUGGACGAAGCAGGAAGAAGAAACCUUAUGGAUUUCAACUCUUCGGGGGUGGACGCCAUAGACUAUAAUGUCUACUUGGCUGAGAUGGGUAAAGCUCCCACCAAAGUGAAUCUCUUAUCCUUUGCAAAUGAUCUAGAAGCAAAAGCCGACCAUUUGCCCCAAGGAAGUUUGAAACAGUCCCUGAAAAGUAACGCACAAGCUCUUAGAACGAUUCACCGAGACCAAGUCGUUCCUUUGGAACAGUCAAUGAGCACUACCCACCAAAGCGUCAGGGAACUUCAGCACAAAAGCGGUGGACUGGGGACGAAAGUGGUCCAUGUCAUUUCCUCUCUGGAUUCUGCCCAGGACUUCCUCAAAACCCGCAUCUCCUCAGUUAUCGUGGAGGAAAGUAAGAAGUAUGGGAACACGGUAAUAGGGUACUUCGAACGCUAUCUGCAGUGGGUCAAGGUGUCCAUUACUGAGCAAAUUGCAGCCUGCAAACCCGUGGCCACCGCUUUAGACUCCGCCGUGGAUGUCUUUCUAUGUAGCUACAUUAUCGACCCCAUGAAUUUGUUUUGGUUUGGCAUAGGGAAAGCGACCAUAUUUUUACUCCCAGCCAUCAUUUUCGCUGUGAAGCUGGCCAAGUACUAUCGUCGAAUGGACUCAGAGGACGUGUACGAUGAUAUUUUAUAGUGCUGAAACUGUAUCGCCAAAAAGUAAGCCUUUUCUUUUUUAAACCAUAUUCAUCAUAUGGGAUUGGGGAGGUCAUCAUUAUUAAUAUAUGAUGGGCUUAUAAAAUAAAAGGAAUAACAUCUUAAAAUUACAUAAUGACAUUAGAUAUGCCCAGAUAAAAAUCAGUGCUGAUGUCUCUUAAAAUGAAGGCUGGCACGGACAAGGUACUGAAGAAAAACUUGUUGAGUUAAUGAAUUUUAUACGUUCUGUUUAUUUAUCUAUAAAAUGGUUGUUUCAGUACUUGGUUUUAAAGGGAGCAGAAUGUGAAUAUACCUUUCCACCUUUUCUGUAGACUUCACAAAUUGUUGUAUACUUUUUUCAUGACCAUUCCAUUGCCUUUGUAACCCAUGAUGUAAAUACUUCAUCUUAGAGAUAACCUGGUGUUUUUGGUGUAUUUAUUUUUGUUACAGUAUGGAAAAUGGUAAUAUUGGUUUUCAUAGACAUCAUUCCACUCAGACUGUAUGAACAAAGUUUUUACACAGACCCAGCGGCUUGAGAUCUUGACCUACAGCACCUCCAAAUACUGGAAAAGAAGCCCUUCCCUCCCGGAGUUUACGGAGUUCAGUGAUUUUAUGUGCAACAUGCACUGAUGGGCCAAAGAGUGAAAAGCGUGUACAUUUUUUUUUUAAAUCUCUAGAAGUUUUGCUUUAAUCAUCUGAGCCUUCGAUUAAAGUUUCAAUCUGUAAUACAUUCGCUGAAUUUCCAGUUUAGCUCUGGGAACAAGACAUGAGUUGUGUCCCAUUUCCUUGUUUGGGAACCUAGACUUGUAGAGAACAUUCAGCAAUUCGCAGAUGUGUGUGUGCGAACAAUAAAAGAAUGA
Messenger RNA from Ailuropoda melanoleuca (giant panda), 3864 nucleotides. It is a transcript of the gene PROM1, whose product is annotated as prominin 1. Gene Ontology annotation, cellular component: cell surface; prominosome; microvillus. Gene Ontology annotation, molecular function: cholesterol binding. Gene Ontology annotation, biological process: camera-type eye photoreceptor cell differentiation; photoreceptor cell maintenance. The record is from RefSeq and is a predicted model, not a curated record. The transcript is spliced from 25 exons. Lineage: Eukaryota; Metazoa; Chordata; Mammalia; Carnivora; Ursidae. Bases 504 to 3005 code for a protein of 833 amino acids.